CCCCUCCCGGCCCGGCCCGGGGAGCCGGUGCCCAGCGCGGGGCCCCUGCUCCGAGCGCGGCCGCUCCGAGCGCAGCCCCGCGGGGCAGCUCUCACCGGCAGCAUGCCGCUCGCCCAGCUCGCCGAGCCCUGGCCCAACAUGGAGCUGGUGCCGCUGGACACGGAGAAUGGGCAGGCAGCUCCAGAAGAAGGUGGGAAUCCUCCAGCCAAGGCAAAGUCAGACAUCCCUUGGAUAGAGAAGGACCUGGUGGAGCCAGCAGACAAGGGUGAAGGUGUUGUGAAAGAAAUCAACAUCACACACCACGUGAAGGAAGGCUCCGAGAAAGCUGAUCCCUCCCAGUUUGAGCUCCUGAAGGUGCUGGGCCAGGGCUCCUUUGGCAAGGUUUUCUUGGUGAGGAAAAUAACCCCACCAGACAGCAACCACCUCUAUGCCAUGAAAGUGCUCAAGAAGGCAACUCUGAAAGUGCGUGACCGAGUGAGGACGAAGAUAGAAAGGGACAUCCUGGCUGAUGUCAACCAUCCCUUCGUGGUGAAACUCCACUAUGCAUUCCAGACCGAGGGGAAGCUGUACCUCAUCCUGGAUUUCCUCAGAGGAGGUGACCUCUUCACUCGCCUUUCCAAGGAGGUGAUGUUCACUGAGGAGGAUGUGAAGUUCUACCUGGCAGAGCUGGCUCUGGGGCUCGACCAUUUGCACAGCCUGGGAAUCAUCUACAGGGACCUCAAACCAGAGAACAUCCUCUUGGAUGAGGAAGGGCACAUCAAGCUCACAGAUUUCGGCUUGAGCAAGGAGGCCAUAGACCACGAGAAGAAAGCCUACUCCUUCUGUGGCACCGUGGAGUACAUGGCACCAGAGGUGGUGAACCGCCAGGGCCACUCCCACAGCGCUGACUGGUGGUCCUACGGCGUGCUGAUGUUUGAGAUGCUGACUGGCUCGCUGCCCUUCCAGGGGAAGGACAGGAAGGAGACCAUGACUCUCAUCCUCAAGGCGAAGCUGGGCAUGCCGCAGUUCCUGAGCGCCGAGGCGCAGAGCCUCCUGCGAGCCCUCUUCAAGCGCAACCCAGCCAACAGACUAGGUUCUGGACCAGAUGGGGCAGAGGAAAUCAAACGCCAUCCCUUCUACUCCACCAUCGACUGGAACAAGCUGUACCGCAGGGAGAUCAAACCUCCCUUCAAGCCUGCCGUGGGGCAGCCGGAUGACACCUUCUACUUCGACACAGAGUUCACCUCACGGACACCAAAAGACUCCCCAGGCAUCCCCCCCAGUGCAGGAGCACACCAGCUCUUCCGAGGCUUCAGCUUCGUGGCCACAGGACUGAUGGAGGAUGGCAAAGUGAAGCCUGCCCAGCCCCCCCUGCACUCUGUGGUACAGCAGCUGCAUGGCAAGAAUGUGCAGUUCAGUGAUGGCUACGUGGUGAAGGAGGCCAUCGGCGUUGGCUCCUACUCGGUCUGCAAGCGCUGCGUGCACAAAGCCACCAACAUGGAGUACGCCGUCAAGGUCAUCGACAAGAGCAAGAGAGACCCUUCUGAGGAGAUCGAGAUCCUGCUGCGGUACGGACAGCACCCAAACAUCAUCACCCUGAAAGAUGUGUACGACGAUGGGAAGUUCGUGUACCUGGUGACUGAGCUGAUGAGGGGAGGAGAGCUGCUGGACAAGAUCCUCAGACAGAAGUUUUUCUCUGAGAGGGAAGCCAGUUCAGUGCUGCACACCAUCUGUAAGACAGUGGAGUAUCUGCACUCCCAAGGGGUGGUUCACAGGGACCUGAAGCCCAGCAACAUCCUCUACGUGGACGAGUCAGGGAACCCCGAGAGCAUUCGCAUCUGUGACUUCGGCUUUGCCAAGCAGCUGAGGGCUGAGAACGGCCUCCUCAUGACCCCCUGCUACACAGCAAACUUUGUGGCACCCGAGGUGCUGAAACGCCAAGGCUACGACGAGGGCUGUGACAUCUGGAGCCUGGGGGUGCUCCUCUACACCAUGCUGGCAGGCUGCACUCCGUUUGCGAAUGGCCCCAGCGACACUCCAGAAGAGAUCCUGACCCGCAUCGGCGGGGGGAGGUUCUCCGUCAGCGGAGGCAACUGGGACACGAUUUCUGACAUGGCCAAGGAUCUGGUGUCCAAGAUGCUCCACGUGGAUCCUCACCAGCGCCUCACAGCCAAGCAGGUCCUGCAGCACCCCUGGAUAACCCAGAAGGACAGCUUGCCCCAGAGCCAGCUGAACCACCAGGACCUCCAGCUUGUCAAGGGGGCCAUGGCUGCCACCUACUCUGCACUGAACAGCUCCAAGCCAAGCCCCCAGCUGAAGCCCAUCGAGUCCUCCAUCCUGGCACAGAGGAGGGUGAAGAAGCUUCCUUCCACCACACUGUGACACUGAGAUGCUCUGCAGCCCACAGCACGGGGCAAGCACAGCCCAGAGCCCUGGGGACAGGGCAGGAGAUGGUUGAUCGAUGCCUGCCCAGGAGCUCCCUCGAGGACCUGUUCUCAAAAGGCCAAGUGCCUUCUGAAAGCCUGGCUGCUCCCUGCCUGGACUGACCUUUGGGAGAGUUUCACUGGAGGACCUUUAGGAAGUGUAAAUUGUUGAUUUUUAGAGACCCUCAGCUGUGUAUAUCAGACCCAGAAUGGGACUGGUGUCAAGUGGCACUCAAAAGCAGCCCUGCUUCACCCUCCCCUGCCUAGGGCCAGACGUUUGCUGUUGCUGCAUCACUGCUGGGAGCUGAUCCUCUCCAAUGCCAUCACAGCUGGAAGACUGCACAACAUCUGGGGUUCAGGCUCUGGGCUUUUUCCUCCCUGGAACCUUUGGGUGCCCUUCCCAAAGUCAGCCCUGCAGACUCCCAGCCAGCAGCUCCGGUGUCUGCAAAGGCCCUUCCCUCACCUCCCCUCUUUGUCUUUUGUGUUUGGAGCACCAGCUCUGCUCUUCAGACUCUGUUUUCUGCUGUCUCCUGCCCUCCCCCAGCCCAGCCAGGACUUCUUUUCCAACCCCCCCUUAGAUACUCUUCUUUGGCUCAUUCCUUCCCUCUGCCCUCCCAUCCUCCCCAUCGCUCCCAGGAGGGGAUGGCAGAGGAACCUCCUCAGCGGAGCUGAGGCUUCAGCCUGGCUCUGGCUGCUGCUUUUACUGGGGUU
Dryobates pubescens (Downy woodpecker) is the source of this 3113-nucleotide messenger RNA. It is a transcript of the gene RPS6KA1, whose product is annotated as ribosomal protein S6 kinase A1. Gene Ontology annotation, molecular function: ATP binding; magnesium ion binding; ribosomal protein S6 kinase activity. NCBI's taxonomy places the organism in Eukaryota, Metazoa, Chordata, Aves, Piciformes, Picidae. Gene Ontology annotation, biological process: protein phosphorylation; positive regulation of DNA-templated transcription; intracellular signal transduction. The transcript is spliced from 23 exons. Bases 103 to 2361 code for a protein of 752 amino acids. The record is from RefSeq and is a predicted model, not a curated record.